This is a messenger RNA of Temnothorax curvispinosus, 2514 nucleotides long. It is a transcript of the gene sotv, whose product is annotated as exostosin-2. Bases 352 to 2475 code for a protein of 707 amino acids. The transcript is spliced from 9 exons. Gene Ontology annotation, molecular function: glycosyltransferase activity. The record is from RefSeq and is a predicted model, not a curated record. NCBI's taxonomy places the organism in Eukaryota, Metazoa, Arthropoda, Insecta, Hymenoptera, Formicidae. Gene Ontology annotation, cellular component: membrane.
UGAUUGACUUUACGAAUAUAACCUAACCUCACCAUGACAGAAUUUUAUGUAUUCACACCGUAUUUACAUCAUAAAGUAUUCUUAGUUUUGCACUAAUAGUCUAAAUGACAAUUUUGUGAAUCCAAAAACGAGAGGAAGAGUGAUCUUAACAAUGAGAAUUAUUUUAAUUGCAUACGUACCGAGAUAAAUACUUGUAUGUGACAGCUCUCUUUCACAUGUCAACUUGUCAACUAUACCCUCUGCAGAUGUUUGACGUUAUUGGAAGGGAAAUUUAUAUACUUGAAUGAGAUCUGUAUAGAACAAUAUAUUUUGCGAUAUCUCAUAGGAAGAGAGAGAAAGAAAGAAAAAGACAUGGUAUUACCGGCACGUAUAGCACAUAAAGCCAACAGAAUUUCAUACCAUUAUCACAAUAUCUUUAUGAUAUGUCUAUUACUAUUUACAUUAUUUAUUGUACUGAUCUCGGUGUGCUAUUUCAAAUUUGGCAAUACGCAGAAACAUUCCGAACAUAUUCCUAUAACGUUGAGCGACAUAAACGCUUUGCCCAGCCAAACGUUACCUGCCGACUCGAGUGCAGCAGACGCGACCAAUUCUUCUUGCACAUACUUCUCCUGUUUCAACGUGUACCGAUGCGGCAGCCAGGGGACCAAGCUUCUGGUGUACGUCUAUCCGCUCAAGGUAUACCUGGACUCCGCGAAUAGACCGGUAACUGGCCAGAUGACGAAAGAGUUCUAUCAAGUUCUGAGUGCUAUUAUCAGCAGUAAAUUUUAUACUCCUAACCCAUACGAAGCUUGCAUUUUUGUCCCUUCCAUCGACACUCUCAACCAGAAUAGAUUGAGAUUACAAGAGGUCUCUCAGGCGCUGAGAGCGUUACCUUUCUGGAACAAAGGAGAGAAUCAUCUAAUCUUCAAUAUGGUGCCUGGAAGCGUACCAGACUACAACACGGUCAUCGAUGUACCGGUAGGGAGAGCGAUGAUUGCAGGCGCUGGAAUGUCAUCGUUGACAUACAGGCCUAGCUUCGACAUUAGUCUACCGGUCUACAGUCCACUUGUAAAUAAUCUGAAAACGAAUCAUAGUAAUAUGAGACUAUGGCUAGUGAUGUCUUCGCAAAUCAACAUUAAUACUGCUUUUGAGCAAGAUUUGAUGGAAAUAAAAACGACGUAUCCAAAAAACAUUUUGGUGCUGGGUCCAUGUCUACAUUUUAAUCCAAUGAAUAAUACAAUACGUUGCAUAGGAGAAGAUAUAUACAAGUAUCCUGAUAGCUUGCAAACAGCAACAUUUUGUCUGAUAAUUCGUGGUGCUAGACUUGCCCAAAGUGCACUCUUGGAUGCGAUGGCUGCUGGUUGUAUACCUGUAAUUAUAGCUGAUUCUCUAAUAAUGCCAUUUCAUGACGUAAUCGAUUGGACCAAAGCUGCUGUUUUUAUACGUGAAGUUGACAUUUUGUUAACGAUACAACUGCUAAAAAAGAUAUCUCACCAACGCAUCACGGAGAUGCAGGAACAGAAUGCGUGGCUCUACGAUCGUUACUUCAGUUCGAUGGAGAAGAUCACCGAAACUACAUUAGAAAUACUUGCGGAUCGCGUAUUUCCGUAUUUAACGCGAGAUUACUCAUAUUGGAACGUAUCACCUUACAAGGGAAAGCCUUCACCACUUUUUCUGCCGGUGACUGCUCCUAAGACACGUGGCUUUACUGCUGUAAUAUUAACGUACGACAGACUGGAGUUGCUGUUCCUAUUAAUUAAUAAACUUGUGAAGGUGCCGAGUCUGUCCAAAGUUCUAGUAAUUUGGAAUAAUCAGCAUAAAGAUCCACCGCAUUCAACUAGGUGGCCAAAAGUCAGUAAGCCAUUAAAAGUAAUACAAACGAAAGAAAAUAAGUUGUCCAACCGUUUCUAUCCAUAUGACGAGAUUGAAACUGAAGCAGUGUUAUCAAUAGAUGAUGAUAUUAUCAUGUUGACUGCUGAUGAAGUGGAAUUCGCUUAUGAGGUGUGGAGAGAAUUCCCGGAUAGAAUCGUUGGAUUUCCGUCUCGCUUACAUAUGUGGGAUAAUGGCACUAACUGUUGGAAGUACGAAAGCGAAUGGACGAAUAGUAUUUCUAUGGUUUUAACAGGGGCGGCUUUUCAUCAUAAAUAUUGGAAUUACAUAUAUACUACGGCCAUGCCUGGAGACAUAAAGGAAUGGGUCGACGAGCACAUGAAUUGCGAGGACAUCGCGAUGAAUUUUCUGGUAGCAAAUAUUACUGGGAAAGCACCAUUAAAGGUGACACCAAAGAAGAAGUUCCGAUGUCCCGAGUGUACCAAUACCGAAAUGUUGUCCGCGGAUUUGACGCACAUGGUGGAACGAACACAGUGUAUAAAUAAAUUUUCUUCUAUUUAUGGGACUAUGCCGUUGGAGUCAGUUGAGUUUCGUGCAGAUCCGGUGCUCUUCAAAGACGUAUUUCCGGAGAAAUUGAAACGAUUCAACGACAUAGGCAGUUUAUAAUUUGUGUAUAUAGUUUUCUACUGAAAUAAUCAUGGAAGU